AGAAUUAUUCCUGAAAAAAUAGACUUGGGCGACGCUUCUCAUAAGAGAGAUCAGACAACGGAGGAGGAGUGGAAAAUGGGUUACGUACUGAGAGUGAGAUUGGCCUCGUUCUUCACGGGGGCUGCAGCGUCGUCGUUUCUGGGCCUCUACAUUCUUCACAGAGAUUACAAGGUUGCCCAGGAGGCCAUUUCGGAACAGGUUAAAGGCAUUACUGAGUCAUUGGACAGACGAAUUUCAGCUUUGGAAAAGUUGAAAGAAAAUGAAACCCCCGAACAUGUGGGGCCAACAGAAUAGCUGCCUUAAGGCACACUACCGCAAUUUGUUGUUGUGGCUCCAAGCAUGAAAUUUCUUACUGCACCCUUUUUGUUUGAGGAAUAAUUACUACUUGCCCUUGUAGCAUUACUCAUCUGUUGAUGAAAAUAGCCAUCUGAAUUUCACUUUUCAGAGCUUUUUAGUAGUGUUUGUUGAAAACUUCUAUAAUCCGUAGGUAAUCUGCACUAAGUGAUGGUCUUUGUGAGUUGCUUCGUUUUGGUUCAGAAGUUUAAUGAUAACGAAAUUGCACAAAA
Molecule: messenger RNA, 566 nt
Organism: Juglans regia (Persian walnut)
Lineage: Eukaryota; Viridiplantae; Streptophyta; Magnoliopsida; Fagales; Juglandaceae
Exons: 2
Coding region: 76-294 (72 amino acids)
Source: RefSeq, a predicted model, not a curated record